AUGCUUCGCGUGGCACUCCAGCCACACCGAUCAUGGGUGCUGGGGGUUCUUGAGGAGUUUGACCACUACACUUCCAUGGCCAAACUCAUGUCAGUCUACCCAGCAACCAACAGGAGCACCUUCAACUGGACAGACAGCCGCAUCGUUGAGUGGGAGAAGUUUGCCGAGCUGGCUAAAUAUGAGCCAGAAUCCCAGAAACCAACAGUGAAAGCUCUCCUUGUCGUGGCGUACUCAGUGAUUAUCAUCAUGUCUCUUUUUGGGAACAUGCUGGUGUGCCACGUGGUGCUGAAAAACAAGAGGAUGCACUCGGCCACCAGCCUCUUCAUCGUCAACCUGGCGGUGUCUGACAUCAUGAUCACGCUGCUCAACACGCCCUUCACCCUGGUGCGGUUUGUGAACAGCACAUGGGUCUUCGGAAAGGCCAUGUGCCACGUCAGCCGCUUCGUGCAGUACUGCUCCCUUCAUGUCUCCACACUGACCCUCACUGCCAUCGCCCUGGACAGGCACCAGGUCAUCCUGAACCCGCUGAAGCAGAGGAUGUCCCUAACGAAGGGAGCGCUGAGCAUCUCCAUCAUCUGGCUGAUGGCAACCUGCUUCUCCCUUCCCCACGCCAUCUUCCAGAAGCUUUUCCAGUAUCACUACAGGGAAGCCACUGUCCGGAGUUUGUGUCUCCCCGAUUUUCCUGAGCCUGCAGAGCUGGUCUGGAAGUACCUGGACCUGUCCACCUUUCUCCUCCUCUACCUUCUGCCUCUGCUGAUCAUCACGGUCACCUACACGCGCCUGGCCAAGAGGCUGUGGCUGCGCAAUGCCAUCGGCGACAUCACCACGCAGCAGUACAUCGCCCACCACAGGAACAAGAAGAAGAGCAUCAAGAUGCUGAUGCUGGUGGUGGUGGUCUUUGCCAUCUGCUGGUUCCCUCUCAACUGCUACGUGGUGCUCAUCUCCAGCCUGGGCAUCAGGACGAGGAACUCCCUCUACUUCACCCUGCACUGGUUUGCCAUGAGCAGCACCUGCUACAACCCCUUCAUCUACUGCUGGCUCAACGAGAGCUUCCGCUCCGAGCUCCGGUCCCUGCUCUGCAUCUGCCAGAAGGUGCCAGGGGCUGGGGACAACGUGCUGCCGCCUGCGGCCACGUCCUGCCGCGAGGC
Molecule: messenger RNA, 1148 nt
Organism: Pterocles gutturalis (yellow-throated sandgrouse)
Lineage: Eukaryota; Metazoa; Chordata; Aves; Pterocliformes; Pteroclidae
Product: probable G-protein coupled receptor 83
Exons: 4
Biological process (GO): neuropeptide signaling pathway
Cellular component (GO): membrane
Molecular function (GO): neuropeptide Y receptor activity
Source: RefSeq, a predicted model, not a curated record